AAGCGCUGGGGAGUGUCCUCUGCUUUUUGUCUCAUCUCUUUCGUUUGCCUCAACACUCAAAACUCAAUGACCUCUCUUCUCUCCCUCUCUCCUUCCUCCUCUUCUCCCUCCUUUUCUUCCUCCGUACUCAACCACCGCCGCCGCCUAUGGCCGCCCCGGCUCCGGAGCCACCCCGUCCCUCCCCCUCCUCCUCGCCUCUUCUCCGUCUCCUGCUCCCGGAAGCCGAGGCGCCACCUCCGCCGGCGGCGGCGCCACCUCCUCCCCGCCGCCUCCGACGACGCCUCCUCCGACGCCAGGUCCCCCGCGCUCAUCGCCUCCAACGAGCACGGCGUCGUCGAGCUCACCAUCGACUUCACUAGCCUGUCCGCCCGCGCCAAGUCCGGCCUCGGCGCCUUCGUCUCCGCCGGCAGGGACGCGUACGCGGACCUGAGCACACUCGUCGCGUUGGACGACGAUAAUAAGAUGGUGAUAUCCUGCCGGAAGUCGACCGUUCAGUUCGUCGGGAGCGUGGUGGCUUUGAGCUUCGUGGUCGUUUUCGCGGUCAGGGUCGUGGUUCGGUUGGUGCUGGGAUUUAGGUCGCGGUUCGGGUAUGGGAGAAAUGAAGCUGUGGUGGUCAGGAGAGACCGGAGCCUUGGCGGCAGGGAGGUGGUUGUGGGGACAAGGAAGGAGACCGAUGGCUCCAGGGUUUUGGAUAAUCCCCUUUCGCCUGCACUACGGGUGACUGUCGAUAGGUCUUCACCUAGAAGGCGUAGGAAUAUGGCGCCUCGGGUUGAGGAGAAUUUGCCUGAAUGGUGGCCAGCCAUGACGGCCUCAUCAGCCGUAGAAUUGGAGGUGGAUAAGGAGUAUUAUCAGAGGGAGGCUAAUAGAUUGGUGCGAGAAAUUGUCGACAAUAGAUUGCAUGGAAAGGACAUCAUGAUCGCUGACAUAGUUCAAUUGCGUCGCAUAUGCAGGACUUCUGGAAUCAGAGUCUCAUUUGGCACAGAAAAUACUCGCGAUUCAUUUUACCGUGUGUCUGUUGACUUUGUUCUGAAUAUGUGCAAUCAUUCUUCAGGUCGGUCCAUCUCUUUAGAGAUAGAUGGGGAAGAUCCUAGGCAAUUCCUUGCUGGGCUUGCUGGGAACGUAGGGCUUGAGAACAUUCGUGCAGCAAGAAUUGUGUCUGCCGCUGUUGCUGCACGCACACGAUCUGUUUUUCUACAAGCCUGGGCACUGGAAAUGCAAGGUGAACAUUCUGAAGCACUAGCUCACCUGUCAAGUAUUUGUGUUCUUCACCAGAUAUUCCCUCCAAGAGACUUUUCUCCUGAGAUGGAAAUGGUGGCUCUGGGCCUCGAAAAACAAUUAAAGCCGGAACAGAGGGAGUAUCUACUGAACAUGCUUGUCGGCGUUUGUGGUGAAGAGCGACCUAAAAGCCUGGUAGAAGCGUUGGGUUUGGAACUUUCUGUUGAUGAUGGUGCUGGUGACCAUUAUGAAAGAAGCCUUUCAUAGAGCUAGGUAGAGAGUAAACAAUAAGUUUGCUUUAGACAGGUACAAGAGCAACUGUACGUUGUAUUCUUUUCAUACCAUUCUUGUCGGAAAAGCAUACUGGCAAAUGUAUCGAUCAGUCCUCAAUAAGCAUCUUUUUAAACUAUAGAAUUCACUGUGAAGUGGUUGGUAUAGGCCCACCAGUUGUUCAAUUACUUGUGCCCCACUUUACCUCUUUGUGGCAAUACAUGUAUGUUAUUCCUUUGAUCUCAA
Messenger RNA from Eucalyptus grandis, 1731 nucleotides. RefSeq lists its product as uncharacterized. The record is from RefSeq and is a predicted model, not a curated record. NCBI's taxonomy places the organism in Eukaryota, Viridiplantae, Streptophyta, Magnoliopsida, Myrtales, Myrtaceae. Bases 67 to 1482 code for a protein of 471 amino acids. The transcript is spliced from 7 exons.